CGGGAAUUCGAGGCUUUCGCGAAAGACUCAUAGGUCUCGUGCAGUACUUGUUGUGGGACGACCAGUGACGCAAUGAGGAAGCGCUAUGCGCCGUAAAUCCGAGGCCAGCCGGGUGCAACCGAUGGGCACCAAGAUUUGCUGACCGCGUACACAUGGCUUGGCUUGUUUUGCUUUGUUUACAUCGUAAACUGUCAUCUCUCGCGAGUGUGUACAUCGUUGCAACGAGUUUGGUUUGCUUUUUUGACAGCUUUAUCCAGAGCAGCAACCGGAUGCACCUGCAGUAAUCUGAGUCUUCUGUAAAGCCGAAUUGUCUGUCACUUUGUGGACGGCUGUGCGGCGCGGCGGGAAUGGCAGAGGACAGAUCCGAACGGGGCGAACCUCCGUCGAAGGUCCAACGUGACGGCGAGAGACCAGAGAGGGAGGUAGCGGUCGAUGUGCACGGUAUAAAUAUUAACCGGCUUCCAGAUGAAAUAAUGAUCAAUAUAUUUUCCUCCCUCGGCUUUAACGAGCUCAUAGACAUUGUACAAAAUGUUUGCUUGCGUUGGAGGCGACUGGCACAUGACCCGACACUCUGGCUUGACAAGGAGUACAUCGUCAGGGGAAGAUCCAGCAUACUCCAAGGAAAGAGUUGCUGUGGGGUCAUCUGUUCAAAGUGCAUCCACUGCAGAUGUGAAAGUACUGAUGAACAGGUCCUACAGACAGCAGAAAUGGUUCCACAGCUGCGUACAUUAACGUUGAUGCGGAAAAUUAAAGUCGACAUCUUCCGCAAAAUCUGCGCAAACUGGCCGAACCUCACUUGUCUACAGGUUGAUUUCAGGCAGGAGAUGACUUACUCACUAAUGAAACAUAUAUUUGAGAAGUGUCCAAGAAUAAAGAAGCUGAAACUGUGGACAACCAUGCUGAUUGACCAAAGGUGUAUGGAAUUGUUGUCCACCUUGGAACAUUUGAGCACUCUGCAGGUGCUCCUGGACAAGCUUCAUUUGACGCCCGUAAAGCUCCGUCUGUUGUCUGAUGCCUGUCCACGACUGAAGGAGAUACACAUCGACUGGAACUAUUUUGCCCCACAGGACUUUGAGUACUUCUUGAAGGCAAACAAGCAUACCCUAACUUCCGCCACACUGCUUUGGACAGUGGGAAAAGAGCAGCAGAAGACGUCUGUUGUGCCUCUGCUGAAACAGUGUAGCACUUCACUCAGAAAACUGCGGCUGGUGUGUUUUGACACACCGCGUGCGAUGGAGGCUGUGGCAUUUGAAGCUCUCGGAGAACUGCACGGUCUGCACGAGCUGUCCAUCCAGUAUCUGAGUACAUAUGAACCCCAACUGAUCUCUCGUGCAUUUCGGCCUGGAUGUCUGACACAGCUGCGACGGUUGCUGAUGCAGUAUACGACUGACCUUCUGGAUGAGACAGUGAUUGCCAUUUCCCAGGGCUGUCCUAACCUGCGAGAGCUGAGGCUAUGCGCCUCGUACAAACUUACCGACGUAGCACUGAGUGAGAUACACUGUCUGAGACAUUUGGAAAUAUUGGAGCUUUCCCGGUGCAAUGGGCUGAGUGGCACUGCCAUGGCUUAUAUUUCACAGCUACCAUCUCUGCACACACUAAUUCUUCAAUGCACUGAGGACUUGGCUAAACUACAGCCAAGCCUUCGACUCAUUGUGGAAUUGAAGGAGCUACAGUGUCUCGAUAUAUUGAGGAGCGGCAAUAUCAAAGCUGUGCCAUUUGGUGAAUUUCCCAACAGGCUAUUGAAGCUCAGGGAACUACGUGUGACAUAUGAGAGUGAAAAUGAUUUCACUGAGCUGCAAUGUAAAAUGCCGAAUCUCAAGAUCUCCAACACUGCCUGGCUGACAGAGGAUGAUUUCCCAAAAGACGAAGAUGCAGAUUACUGUCACCGUGACGGAUGAUUUAUAAUCCUUGUUCACAAUUUGGUUGCAUUACCUGUAAUUAUGCCCGUGAAGUUUCUGUGUCCUCCUCCUGUUGUUCUCUGACUAUUAAUGGACAUAACAAACAUUCGUUAAAUAAACAGCAGAACAUUGCAGCAACUGGGUA
This is a messenger RNA of Schistocerca serialis cubense, 2043 nucleotides long. RefSeq lists its product as uncharacterized. Bases 348 to 1898 code for a protein of 516 amino acids. The record is from RefSeq and is a predicted model, not a curated record. Gene Ontology annotation, molecular function: protein binding. NCBI's taxonomy places the organism in Eukaryota, Metazoa, Arthropoda, Insecta, Orthoptera, Acrididae. The transcript is spliced from 8 exons. Gene Ontology annotation, cellular component: SCF ubiquitin ligase complex. Gene Ontology annotation, biological process: SCF-dependent proteasomal ubiquitin-dependent protein catabolic process.